UUUAUCAUAGUAACCCACGGGGCGGAUUAUUUAUCUCAUAUCAAAAUUUUAGUGGGAAGUCCCUUCAAUUUAAUUUAGCUCUGCCCUGAUGAUGGAAAUUCAUAGCUUUGGUGUUGAACCAAUAACCUGUCAUGCUUGGAAUAAUGAUAGGACACAAGUAGCACUUUCACCUAAUAGUAAUGAAGUUCACAUAUAUAAUAGAGAUGGGGAUAGAUGGUCUUGUAACAAUGUUUUUUCGCAACAUGACUUAAGGGUCACCAGCAUUGAUUGGGCUCCUAACACAAAUCGUAUUGUAACUUGCUCAGCAGAUCGAAAUGCUUACGUAUGGACAAAAGUAGAUGACAAAUGGAAACCAACAUUAGUAUUACUUCGUAUAAACAGAGCUGCAACUUGUGUGAGGUGGUGUCCUAAAGAAACAAAAUUUGCAGUUGGAUGUGGUGCUUGUUUGAUAUCUAUCUGUUUUUUUGAAGAAGAAAAUGAUUGGUGGCUGAGCAAACACAUCAAAAAACCAAUACGGUCUACAGUUACUAGUAUCGAUUGGCAUCCAAACAGUGUUUUAUUAGCAUGUGGCUCAACAGAUUUCAAGACAAGGGUCUUUUCUACAUAUAUCAAAGAAAUAGAUGACAGACCUGAACCCACUGUGUGGGGGUUUAAAAUGCCAUUAGGAAAUGUAAUGGCAGAAUUUCCAAAUAGUGGCUGGGUUCAUUGUGUUAGUUUUUCUGCUGAUGGUACCAAACUGGCUUGGGUUAGUCAUGACAGUACUAUAUCAGUUUGUGAUGCAGAAAAAAAUAUGGCUUUAAUGACUGUCAAGACACAGUUCCUGCCCUACCUCACUUGUGCCUGGGCUUCUAAUUCAAGUAUUGUUGCUGCUGGUCAUGAUUGCUUCCCUGUGCUCUUCCGAUAUGAAGGAGGUCGUCUGAAUUUUGUUACAAAAUUAGAUAAAUCCCAAAAAAGAGAAGUUGAUGGCUUUAGUGCUAUGAGGAAAUUUUGAGACAUGGAUAAACGUGCCAUAGUAGAAAACAGUGUUGAUACAUUAUUAGACACUAUACAUCAAAAUGCCAUAACAAGUUUAACAAUUUAUGCAGGGACCAAAUUGGGUGUAACUAAAUUAUGUACUACUGGAAUGGAUGGAAAGAUGGUUAUUUGGAAUUUAUAGACUUUGGGAGAUAUGCUACCAAGUGAAAUGUAGUGUGAUAUUUAACCAGUUGUAUAACUGGGAAAAACUUCGCUUGGAGAACUCCAUUCUUUCCCUAUUGGUGCUGCCUCAUGGAAGAAAACAAUUCUCUUCCUUGGCAUUGUUGAUUAUCUUCUAGUUGACUGACUAAAGA
Stegodyphus dumicola is the source of this 1328-nucleotide messenger RNA. RefSeq names its product actin-related protein 2/3 complex subunit 1A-A pseudogene. NCBI's taxonomy places the organism in Eukaryota, Metazoa, Arthropoda, Arachnida, Araneae, Eresidae. The record is from RefSeq and is a predicted model, not a curated record.